Molecule: messenger RNA, 4994 nt
Organism: Perca fluviatilis (European perch)
Lineage: Eukaryota; Metazoa; Chordata; Actinopteri; Perciformes; Percidae
Gene: larp1b
Product: La ribonucleoprotein 1B
Exons: 20
Coding region: 442-3744 (1100 amino acids)
Biological process (GO): mRNA stabilization; positive regulation of translation
Cellular component (GO): cytoplasmic stress granule; cytosol
Molecular function (GO): RNA cap binding
Source: RefSeq, a predicted model, not a curated record
AGACAGCAGCUGGCUACACGAGCUCUUAGCUGGUAGCGUGGAGAGUUGAAACCAGAGACACAGCGAGGAGGUCGCUGUAGUAGUUUGAUUUUUUCUUCUAAAGUCACAGAAAACUCGCAGGGGGACAUACUCAGCGUGUGUAGUUUACAUGGUGACUGCCUACACACUCCGAGGUAACUACUCGUGGAUAUGAAACACUCGAUCGGAUCGGAAGGCAACAUUUAGCUCGCUGACUUCUGCAUGGUCGCUGGCUAGCUAACGGUUAGCUUCAGGAGCUACUUGGCUAGCUGGCUAUCGAGGUCCAGCCCAAAAGUUGUUUACCCCAAGUUGUGGAUGUGGUCUCCCCCCCUGAGCUUUUCACGAAUUUUCCCUGGGAUAAGAGAGUAAGGACCAAAUAGUCACACUGGAUUUAAAACUGUGCGCUGUUAGGAAACUAGCAGGAUGUCCACAGAGGUUGAGUGUAGUCAGGUUGGCUCGGGUUUGACAGCGACCAGCUCCGGUGGAGCGGAGGAGAAGAACCAAAACAAGUCCGAGGGGGCUCAAGAACAAGAAGAAAAGCCGCAGAAAGGCUCGGGAAAGCAGCUAGCAGACGACCACAGCUGCUCCGAGGCAGCGAAGAGCCCGACGGACACGCACAAGAAAUGCAAAGAAAACGAUAAAGAAAAUGACCAAAGCAGCAAUGCUGACUCGGCUGUCGAGGCGGUGAAGAGGAAAGUUGUUGAAGCUCCUCCGCCGAAAGUCAACCCCUGGACCAAGAGGACCACGGGCAGGGUGCCGAGCAACAAUAUCAACUCCAGCUCCCAAGAGAAAGAUCAACAAAACGCUCUGAAAGUCGUCCGUGCCAGCAAGCCCAGAACGAGAAAAUCCAGCAAGUCAAGUGACUUCAGCGAUAUCACUAACUGGCCCACACCUGGUGAACUGGCCAAAGAGCAGCAACAAAAUGUCCUCAACAACAACGGGAAGAAGCCUCCCUCCUCACGCAGAGAGAAGGAGAAGAAGAGGGAUGGCAUGGAGAGAAAGUCUGAGAACAGCCAUGACGGCGGGGAGAGCAAAGAGAACCAGGAGGCCCAGCUGGACCUGCUUGGAGAGGUGCCCAAAGAACCAGAAUCCAAGGCGGGAGCGGACACCAAGAGCGCCGGCCUGAAGAAGAGGGGAGGUGAGGGUAACAAACGUAAGUGGGUUUCUCUGCCGCUGGAGGAAGGGUCCCGGGACGACGGCGACAAGACGCCCGGUGGGGGUCCGGCACGCUCGGACACAGAGCCCACCAGCGACUCAGCCGACCCCACGUCGCCCAAUCACACGCUCCAUAAUAACAGGGCGCAUGAUAGCAGCAGGAGUUGGAGAAGAGAGCCGCGGGACUUUGGGGACGAGCCCGCCAGCGUCCGAAGUGACAACGCGAGCGUUCACGGAGAAAUCCGAGGCCGAGGGAAAGGUCGAGGGCGCGGCAGAGGUCGCGGACGGGGCCGCUAUGAAUACUCUCAGAGCUUCCGGGACUCUCAGUCGUCUGACGGCUCGGUUCGGGCCCCCUCCGAGUUCGGCAGCAACAUGGUUUACUACUACGACGACGGCAGCAAGGUCCAGAUGUACACAGUGGAUGAGAAGCUUCUUAAAGAGUACAUCAAACGCCAAAUUGAAUACUACUUCAGCCUCCACAACCUGGAGCGAGACUUCUUCCUGAGGAGAAAGAUGGACACGCAGGGCUUCCUCCCCAUCUCCCUCAUCGCCAGCUUCCACAGAGUGCAGGCCCUCACCAUGGAUGUCAGCCUCAUCAUGGAGGCCCUGAAGAGCAGCAAAGAGGUGGAGCUGGUGGACGACAAAGUUCGCUGUAAAAUCGAGCCGGAGCGCUGGCCCAUCCCAGCCCCCAGCGUCGUGGGUUCCCCUCGGACCGACUUCUCCCAGCUCAUCAACUGUCCCGAGUUCGUUCCUCGACAGACCCUCAACUCCACAAACUCCGCUUCAUCGCCUGUGAAGAAGACUCCUGAGUCUGCGGAGCCUCAGCACUCCGCUGAGCCCAGUUCCUCCAGCCAGGAGUCCCUCCCAGCCGAAGACGCCCCCAAGCCUGACCCCGACGCCUGGAUCCAGGUGGAGAAACGCCACCGUCAGCCCUCCGGAAAGCAUGUCACUGAUGAUGUGUGUGUUGUCGGCUCUACUCCUCCCACAGCGCUCCAAACCGGCCUCCUUCCCUCUGCAGAGCGCAGCGAGGCUCCGCCGCGCAGCCACCAGGCCCGUCCGCACGCCCUGCCGGACCAGGAGGAGCUGGACUUCCUGUUCGACGAGGAAAUGGAGCAGAUGGCGCCCAGGAAGAACCGCUUCACCGACUGGUCGGACGAGGACGACUCGGACGACGAGCUGGACGACCAGGACGUCAACAAGAUCCUCAUUGUCACCCAGACCCCCCCGUAUAUCCGCAAGCACCCCGGCGGCGACCGGACAGGCAACCACGAGUCCCGUGCCAAGCUCACUACCGACCUGGCCAAAGCCAUCAACGACGGGCUCUUCUACUACGAACAGGACCUGUGGAAGGGAGACGAACCCUUUGAGUGUACCAAGCAGGAAGUGGAGGGCUUCAAGAAGAUCAACGUCAUCAGUAAAGACGAGUUUGACACGCUCACCCCCAAAGUGCCCGUUGACCCCAACCAGGAAGUCCCGCCUCCUCUCAUGCCAGGUGUGGUGUCCGUCGACAGCGGCGCCGAGUUGGCCCACUCUCUGCCCACGUCGGUCCCGGAGUCGCCCGUCGCUCACCAACCCCGAACGCCCAGGACGCCUCGCACCCCCGGGCGCCAGGACCCCAACAAGACGCCCCGCUUCUACCCCGUCAUGAAGGAGAGCGGCACCAUCGACAGACAGACGCCGAGGAAGAAGAAGACCCGCCACAGUUCGAACCCCCCUCAGGAAGCCCACAUCGGCUGGGUGAUGGACUCCCGUGAACACCGGCCGCGCUCUGCGUCCAUCAGCAGCUCCAACGCCUCUCCAUCAGAAGGCGCUCCGCUGGCGGGGAGCUACGGCUGCACCCCCCAGUCCCUGCCGAAAUUCUGGCAUCCAUCCCACGAGCUGCUGAGGGACAACGGCUUCACCCAGCAGGGAUACCACAAGUACCUCCGGCGGUGCAUUAACGAGAGGAAACGGUUGGGGAUCGGCCAGUCUCAGGAGAUGAACACUCUGUUCAGGUUCUGGUCCUUCUUCCUGAGGGACAACUUCAACAGGAAGAUGUACGAGGAGUUUAAACUACGUGCGCUGGAGGACGCCAAAGAGAACUACAGGUACGGACUGGAGUGUCUCUUCAGAUACUACAGCUACGGUUUGGAGAAGAGAUUCAGGUUGGAUCUGUUCAAGGACUUUCAAGAAGAGACCCUCAGGGACUUUGAGAGAGGUCAGCUGUAUGGACUGGAGAAGUUCUGGGCCUUCCUAAAAUACUCUAAGAUAAAGAACCAGCCCAUCGACCCAAAGCUGAAGGAACACCUCUCCCAGUUCAAGAACCUGGAGGACUUCAGGGUGGUGCCCCCGAUGGGAGAGGAGGGAGGCAGGAGGAGACGUCUCUCGUCCUCGGCAGGGGAUGAGGGGAGGCGUCGGCGACAUCCUUCCAACACUACCUCAAAGCCCACGCAGGCCUCCAAACCCUCCGCCUCCACCGCUGCCGCCGCACACAACACAGCCAAAGAUAACGGCCAGAAAACAGCCACCGCUCAGGGGAAGAAGCCCGGGUCUGGAGCCGGGAAGAAGGAAAGCGCUGCGCCAAAUAAAUGAAGCUCGCUCCUGUAGGCGCGAGUCUGGAUAGAAGAGAGAGAGAGAGAGAGAGCGAGAGAGCGAGAGAGCGAAGCGGCGGCGGCUGCAGCUCUGAGAUCCGCGUUGGUUCUUUUCAACGGCAAACCGUUUUGGGUAUGAGGGAUUGAGCGUGGUUGACUUAAUUUGAUUGUUUUUAUCUGUGCAUUUCAUUUUAAAGCAAGCAAGCAAGCAUAGGCAGUGACAGCUCAUAACGUUUACAAAAAAAAAAGCAAAAAAAUGCAUUCCCUGCAUUUUGCCUUUUUAUUCUCUCCGAUGCCAAAACUGAUCCCAACCUGUAAAGAGCUCUGGCCUGUAUGGAGCUCUCAGCCUGUUGAACUGUGAUUCUAGUUUGCCAAGAUAAGAGAUAAAGCAGAUAGUCUUGUGUGCCUUCAUCUAAUUCACCAGGAAGGGGAAGGGCGACCAGAGACAAAAUAGUCCAAAUUUCAGUCCUCCCAAUUGAUCUUUUUUUUUUUUUUUUUUAUGUUUUUAAAACUGACACCACUUGCAGGUUUUUUUCUUAUUUUAAAUUUUUUUUCUUACAAUGACAAUCAGGUUGACAAGCUGCAGUCAUAAAUUUGUGAAGGACCGACCCCGAGGCUGCUCCUCACUAACAGGUGUUCCCUGAUGUUUUGACCCAUGACGCCAUCACAGCUAAACAUAUAUAUCAUGUUGGUUUUUUAAAUCAAACCCGCAGGAAUAAUGACGCAUUCAUGCAUUUAUGUGGGACACUUGACUUUUAAGUUCCGUUUUACAGUCAGAGGUAGUAUAAUUUAUUGUUUUAUUUUUGUUUUUGUUUUUACUUGAUUUGAUGAAAUAGUCUUAGGUAAUCAUCGCAGUCUCUAAUGGCUUUUUUUGCUAUUGAAUAUUAUAAGAAAGAGAAAUGUUUCUGCUGGAAUUUUGGGUGUGAGCUAGCAUCAUCAAACUACAGUAUAUUUUAGCUUGAAGUUGACUUCAUAUUACGUUUGAGGCUUUGUGCUCUAGAGCACUUAAAUAAUUAACUUUCCUUUACUUCAUCGAUGGACUUGGAGAGGUUUUUAGAGUUGAGUUUAAAAAAAAAAAAUGUAAAUACUAUAAAAAAUCAUUUGCUAUUCAAUUAUUCUUUUUGAUUUUAAGAAUUGAUUUGUUUUAUCGGUAGUGUGGUUUUGAGUGUGUUUUAGGAUAAAGCAAUGCAUGCUAAUGCCACAGUCUUGAAUUGUAAAAUGCAAAAAAAUAUAAAAUAACAGUUGAUUGUA